Molecule: messenger RNA, 5165 nt
Organism: Athene cunicularia (burrowing owl)
Lineage: Eukaryota; Metazoa; Chordata; Aves; Strigiformes; Strigidae
Gene: APCDD1
Product: APC down-regulated 1
Exons: 4
Coding region: 1-1566 (521 amino acids)
Biological process (GO): negative regulation of Wnt signaling pathway
Cellular component (GO): plasma membrane
Molecular function (GO): Wnt-protein binding
Source: RefSeq, a predicted model, not a curated record
AUGUUCACAACCUCCUUUAUUGUGUUGAAGCCCUUCUCAGCAAGUUCUCAUGAUAAUUUACACUUUUAUAUCACAGGGCUGGGAGAAGGUUCUGCUCUUCUUCACCCGGACAGCAGGUCCCACCCUCGGUCCUUGGAGAAGAGUGCAUGGAGGGCUUUCAAGGAGUCACAGUGUCAUCACAUGCUGAAACACCUUCACAAUGGAGCACGGAUCACUGUGCAGAUGCCUCCCAAUAUUGAGGGACACUGGGUCUCUACUGGCUGUGAAGUUAGAGCAGGCCCAGAGUUCAUCACAAGAUCUUACAGGUUCUACCACAAUAAUACAUUUAAGGCCUAUCAGUUUUAUUAUGGUGGCAAUCGCUGCACAAACCCUAUCUACACAUUAGUUAUACGUGGCAAAAUCCGUCUCCGCCAAGCAUCCUGGAUCAUCCGAGGGGGUACAGAAGCUGAUUAUCAGCUACGCAACAUACAGAUCAUAUGCCACAAUGAAGCAGUAGCCAAAAAAUUAAGCGAGUUGGUGAACCAUACGUGUCCUGGAUUUAUACCAGAAGAUAGUCCCUGGGAGCAGGAUGUGAGCUACGAUCUGCUGAGAGAGGAGAAUGGCUGUGAAUGCACCAAAGCUCUGAAUUUUGCCAUGCACGAACUCCAGCUGAUCCGUGUGGAGAAGCAGUACCUGCACCACAAUUUAGACCACCUUGUGGAGGAGCUAUUUCUUGGAGACAUUCAUACUGAUGCUACUCAGAGGAGGUACUAUCGGCCCUCUAGUUACCAACCUCCUCUUCAAAAUGCCAAGAACCACGACCGCACAUGCAUCGCCUGCAGAAUCAUCUACCGGUCAGACGAGCACCAUCCUCCCAUCUUACCCCCCAAGGCAGAUCUGACCAUAGGGCUACACGGAGAGUGGGUGAGCCAGCGCUGCGAGGUGCGACCAGAGGUCCUCUUCCUCACUCGGCACUUCAUCUUCCAUGACAACAAUAAUACCUGGGAAGGUCACUACUACCACUACUCUGACCCCAUCUGCAAGCACCCUACCUUCACCAUCUAUGCCAAGGGACGCUACAGCCGGGGAGUGCACUCAUCAAAAGUGAUGGGUGGCACGGAGUUUGUUUUCAAAGUAAAUCACAUGAAGGUCACUCCUAUGGAUAUAUCCACAGCCUCUCUGCUCAAUGUCUUCAAUGGGAAUGAGUGUGGAGCACAGGGGUCCUGGCAAGUUGGGGUUCAGCAAGAUGUCACCCACACGAAUGGCUGCAUUGCGCUUGGCAUCCGGCUACCUCACACCGAGUAUGAAAUCUUCAAAAUGGAGCAGGAUGCCCAGGGCAGAUACUUGCUGUACAAUGGCCAGAGACCAAGCGAUGGGUCCAGCCCUGACCGACCAGAGAAGAGAGCCACUUCCUACCAGAUGCCUUUAAUUCAGUGUGCUUCAUCAGUACCCAGAUCUGAAGAGUCACCAGAGGAGAAUAAAAUAAGGCUGUAUAGCAACAGGGCACCGGAAAAACAUCCCAGCACCCCAGCUUUUGCUUUGGUGUUGUUUAUUUGUACUGUGUCAUAUUGGGACAUUCUCAGCUAGAAGUGAAAAAAACCCUUAUUUUUCAUGACUACAAAGCCAGGAUUCCACCCGACUGGGGGUUGUUUUUCUUUUGAAAGAAAGGGACAUUUAUUUUCUUGAUGCACUUGAAUGCCUGAGAACUGUUGUUCUUUUCCUUAUUUCCCCCUCCUCCUCGAAUCCCAAACAGCACUCGUUUGAUGUUUGUGCUUUGAACUUCAUCCAGUCUGAUCCCUGGCCUGACAUGACUGCACAAAAGUAAUUGCACUUUAGGACUGCAGACUUUUGGGGGGAGGGAGGGGGUCUCCUUUUAUUAUUAUUUUUUAAAUACUGGGGUGAACGUUAUGAUACUGCUUCAGUUGUUUCUGCCAUCUUACCAUUGUGGUACUCUUCUCCCCAACAUCCAGUUUCUCAUCAGAAUUUAGCUCUAGGGAAGGGCUUGGUGUCAUGCUAGUACUGUGAUAGUGACUUCCCCCUCUGACUUCACAGCUCUGAUGUAGAUAUGUAUAUAAGGAGGAAACCCACAAAGAUUUAUCUUGUCAUUAUCUCACAGCUCAUAACACGAAAAGAAACAGCAAAUCAACAACCCUCCAUUCAGAUAGUGCUAAAUUAAAAAAAAUAUCCCAAGUAAUUUAAGCUAUUUUUACAAUUAUUAAGUUGUAAAAAUAACUAGUUGUUUAAUAUUUUCUCCUUCCACGUCCUUAGCUAUGUAAUUACUUUGAGGUCUCCCUUUGUACCUAGUGAGUAUUUACAACCAAGCCCCCUUAAAGCCAAAGAGAAGCAGCAUGUUUUCUGUCAGAUGCACACCCUGCAGGUAAGCUGCCGAUACAAGGCUGCAGGGACGACUUCUGUUUUCAUAUUCCUGAGGCCUUACAUACUCGGCAUGCAAGAUUUGUGCCUUGGAUUUUUCGUCAGACAGGUGGACAAAGUAAAGAAGCAAGUAGGGUCUAACAUGUUCUCAGCCCUAUUUAGCAGCGUAUUUUUAGUAGGAACAAGCAGAGGAAUUCAGCAGCAAGCACACCGUGGCCCCUAGCAGAGCAAGACAGCAGCUGGAAACAGACCUCCAUCCAUCUGAUGGAGGGAGACUAGCCCUGUCUUACCAGAGGGAGAAGCAAGAGUUGCACAAAUGCAGCCACAUCUUCCCUUUUAUCCUUGCUGGACUGUCCCAAAAAAUACCAUGUUUCAUGGAGCUUAAAUCAGCAUUGGCUGGAGGAGACACUGCUGGGACAGUGGAUAGGCACAGCCCUCAGAGAGCAUUAUUCAACAAGAGCAUGCCCUGGAAGCCCUUAGGUUUCUCCCCGUGGCAAAUACAUCCUUGGGUGCACUGACGUGAAGCAGAGCAGACGCUGGAGGCAGCAGAGGAGAUAUUUAAGGCGAGCAAGGAGGUACAUUGAUGAACCAUGCUCCCCUGCUUUAGUGGGAAGCGAGCUGAGGGCAUGGCUUAACCUUGUGACAUUUGGGCUGUGGCUUUCACUGAUAUAUGCAUGUGUUUUGGCUCACAGGAGGAACAGAAACCUGAAUAAAAAACAAAUGAGUAAAGUCAUAGCAUAUCUUCAUCAGUAUCAGCAGCUUCUAGCUGCCCAGUCCAGUACUAUGUGAGAAAAAAAAAACUUUAACAUGUUAUUUCCAGCAUCACAGGAAAACUGUAUCUUGGAUGGAGGUCUUUCAGCUUUACAUAAGUGAGCCUCCAUACUGUGUGCUAUAGCAAAAACAUGAUUUGAAAAUACAGUGACAGCAGGGACCUUGGUAGCAAAAGCAGCAGGGAAAAAGCCAUUCAAGCAGCAAAUGCCUAUGUUCAGGCUCCCUACCUCUUCAAAGUCCAUGCCUUCUUAACAGUUUUUCCAAGCUGGUAUUAGCCUCGGAUGUUAAUUUUAUCAGAGUUGCAACAAAAUUGCUUCACCUGGUUUUGAGACAGCAGGAGGAACAGUAUCAUAGGCUCACUGCCAGGUCAGAUCACAUCUUCCUCAUUUUUCCCUCAAGACAGAUGAAGAAUCACAGAAAACUCAUUAAGUCAGGAACAGAGCUUAGAACGGCUCAGUAAUCACCAAAGUGUUUAUCCAUCCAUCUGAUAUCAGAUCCUCCUUCAGCCUGCUGGAAGGAGCUGAAAGCCAACCCACCAUGAUGAUCAAGCCUUACGAACAACAGCUGCUCUGGUCAGCAUUUCUUGAUGGUUUUCUGCUCCACACAGUCAAGCCUACUUGAAGAGUCAGUUCUGGAUCAGUUGCUGGUAGGGAAGCAUUAGGAGCAGAGUUUUAACUAAAGGGUCAAGGAGGAGACACAAUGCCUCUGAAAGAGACACUAGAAACCAGGAUGGAGUUUGGUUUUCUCUAGCUAAACUUGAGUUUUGUAUUCGGUAGACUGAGACCAGCGUAUCUCCAACCAAGUUAAUAGCUUCGUUUCUAACUUCUGUUUGAGCCCUAGUGGCAUGAGUGAAUUCACAUCAGUUUUUAUUCCUGAGGAUGGGUAUGGCAACAGUUUCAAGAGAAGGACCUGCCUAGUUCUUACCUCUAUAAAGCACAUUCAUGGCUCAGCUGUUUUGACUCACAAAGUUACACUAAAUGCAAACAUAACUCAAUGUACAAACUGGACAAGAACUGCUUCCCCCCCCCCGGCUUCUAGAGAUAGUUAAAAAGGAAGUAUUUGAAAAAGGCCUUCAUAAUGCAUUACAAAAAAUCUGACUGAGGACUCCUCUAGUUAGUUUAUAGUGUUGACCAGAAAUGCUGAUCAACCCAGUUGAUCUGGGUUCUUAGCAUAUGCUGCACCAGGUUCCCUCCAUGUGCCUAAUUUUUUUUUCUUUAUUUUUCUAUUAGCCAAUACAAGUCAAGUUGGAAAAGAUUUAAGUCUUGAGAGUGCAUAGUUUAUUUGCCAGUCCAUGUUCUCUGCAAGGCUUCUCCUCCAUUACAGGCAUAGAACUAGGAGUUAAGCUUCCUUGAUCUUUUGGUUUCACCACACACUAAAUUAACUGCAGCACAGCACUGCAUACAUUUGUGAUACAAUAUAUUCCAUUCAUUUUAUUUCUCCAACCUGACCUCAUGCGCUGGCAGCCCCGGCUGCUAAAGAAGUUAAACCUCAAAUGGUUUAGCAGUGGAAGACCUACAAACUGAGUGAUCUGUCCAUACCAAAAUGCAGGAGCUUUAGAAAAAUGAAACAAUUAAUGUUGGUACCUUCAAUAACUACCAGCGUGGCCAGGACAGGGGAAGGUUUUUCCCUCAGUAAUAUCCUACUCAAGAAGCCACUUGACAGAAAAAAUGGUAACCUGCAGUAGUUCUUGGGCAAAUUGUUUUAACCGGUUCUACUUAAGAAAUAGGCCAAAAGGGAUCAGAAAAAUCAAAACAAGUGUUCUUGCUCUAUUUCUAUACCGUUUACAUACUGUGCCUGCUGCCCAAGGGUAAAUGUCAUUUCUACAAAGAGAAGUCUGUAUUUUAAGAUAUAACGUCUGUCUUGCUUGAGUUGGAGUGUGCUUGCUUAAAGUGCAGGAUUUUUUUUUAAAAAAAAAAAAACUUUUUAUUUUUGUAAAGUUACAGAAGAUAUUUUUCUUCUCAUCUAUGUUCCAGAUUAAACUGCCUGGGAAGUUUAAGCACUUGGUGAACUAUUGAUUGAAAUAAAAAAGCCUAACUGAAAAA